This is a messenger RNA of Equus quagga, 1236 nucleotides long. It is a transcript of the gene ACTL9, whose product is annotated as actin like 9. Lineage: Eukaryota; Metazoa; Chordata; Mammalia; Perissodactyla; Equidae. The record is from RefSeq and is a predicted model, not a curated record. Gene Ontology annotation, cellular component: membrane; cytoplasm; axon. Gene Ontology annotation, biological process: axonogenesis; cell motility. Gene Ontology annotation, molecular function: protein kinase binding; nucleosomal DNA binding.
AUGGAUGCAAAUCACUCCAACCCCUUGGAGCCCCAGUCUUCCCCAGAGGCGACCAGGCCUGGCCUGAACCCUGGCUCAAUCUUGGAGAACAGACCCUGAGGCAGGACCCCCCCAAGCAUGGUGAGUGACAGGUUGCCACCAAAGAUUAGAGCAGUGGUCACCAACAUGGGAACAGGCACCUGUAGGGUGGGUUUUGUGGGGCAGGCCCAGCCCACCUAGACGGUCACCACUAUGGGUUGCCAGUCCCAGAAGCUGACCCCCACAGGGCAGCUGGUACUAGAGAUGUUCAUCAGCGAGGCCACCCACAUGAGCCCGGAGCUGACACUGGUGCAGCACACGUGGAAUGGCAUCACCGGCUGGAACCUAGCAGAGCUCAUCUACCACAUGCUGGAGUGCGACCUUCGUAUGCUCACCCAGGACCAGCCGCUGCUCUUCCCCGACCCGCCCUUCAGCCCCACCACCAAUGGUGAGAAGAUGGUGGAGGUGGCCUUCGAGUCACUCUACUCCGCCACCAUGUACGUGGCUUCCCAUUCAGUGCUGUCCAUCUAACAAGGGCACGUCAGCGGGCUGGUGGUGGACAUGGGCCACGGGGUCACCUACAUGGUACCCGUCUUCCAGGACUUCAACCUGCCCCACGCCGCAGAGCGCCUGGACCUGGUGGGCACCCACUUGACCACCUUCCUGGCGGAGAUGCUGCUGGGCUCUGGCUUGCCGCUGGGGCAGCAGGACCUGGACACGGUGGAGAACAUUAAGCGUCGCUACUGCUACGUGGCUGCCGACUUGCUCAAGGAGCAGGCCCGGCCAGAGCAGGAACACCAGCAGACCCUGAAGCUGCCCGAUGGGUGGACAGUCACGCUGGGCAAGGAGCUGUUCCAGUGCCCGGAGCUGCUGUCCAGCCCCACUGUGAUCCCAGGGCUGUUGCCCAUGAGUGUCCCCACCGUGGCCACACAGAAUCUUCCCAAGGUGGCUCUGGAGGUAAGGGACAUGCACAAGAAAGUGCUGCUCUGCAGGGAGUCCUCGCUUUUCGCAGGGUUCGAGGGUCGCUUCCAUGCCAAGCUGUUGCACAGUCUGCCCCGUGAGGCCCACGUGGUGGUGAAGGCCCAGCCCAGCAGGAACUUCUCGGUGUGGAUCGGGGGCUCCAUCCUGGCCUCAUUGCGUGCCUUCCAGUCCUGCUGGGUCCUGCGGGAGGAGUACGAGGAGCAGGGGCCCCACAUCGUGUACCGCAAAUGCUACUGA